CGCGGCGCUUUUUCCCAAUCGAAUUCUUGAGCGUUAUACAAUGGGUGCACCUUCGCCGGAUCUACCAAGGUCCAAAAGACGUCGACACGGGAUGACAGUCACCCUCUACACACAAACUCUCUCACUUUUCUCCUAAGUCACACUCACACAUAAGCACGAUCGAUGUGGGCGGUAUCUUUCCUAGGUAACGUGACACAAGAUGGUGACCUCUCAUUAGCUGCCGUUCUUUAACUGCAAUGUUCAACUGAGAGACAUGAGAGUUAGCCCUGGCCGUAGUGGAUGGUUGUGGAUGAAGACCAGGGAGGGAAGAAGAAGAAGAAGGGGCUUCGUAUUCGCGUGGCUCGUGCAUUCAUAUCUAAAGCGUCGCGAGUAUACGUAUUCGCAUUCGAACGAGAGUAGUUCACCACAGAACAGCUGAACCAGACAUGCAAGGACGACGUGCUUUGGAGACGUCAUCAACUCCUGGACCUGACGAAGGUUGCAGGAUAUCGAAGGUGCUGCUGGCGACAGCCAUGUGUACGGUGCUGAUUGUGUACUCAGUAGUGGUGGCAGUACUAAUGGCACGUAACCCACUGGGGGGCGCUCUCUUACCUGACGACAACAAGCGCGUUUGCGCGGCGGAGCCACUCGGUAUUAAGCUGACCAGCGGCUUUCUACUCGGUCACAUCAUCGACGUUCAGGAACCACAGACACCUAACGUGCGAGCAUUCCUCGGCGUCCCUUUCGCCCAAAGCACAGCGGGGGAGAACCGGUUCAGAAAGCCGCGCCCUCUGGACGCCGUUCCGGGUGGACACAUGAACGCCACAACGCACGGACCUCCCUGUUCCCAACCCGUAUUGGAAGGACAGACGAGCGUGACGUCCGAAGAUUGCUUGCACAUGGCCAUUUGGACGCCGGGAGUUUGCUCGCAACAGGACCCCCUGCGACCAGUCCUGGUGCUCCUCCAGAGCGAGUGGUUCGAGACUGGGUCCAAUAGCGCUCCAGAAAGCGACGGCGCUUAUCUCUCCGCUACCGGCGAUAUUGUCGUGGUGGCACCGAACCACCGACUAGGUCCUUUCGGGUUCCUGAACGUGAAGGGAACGGACGCGAACGUUGCCCUCCACGACGUCCUGCUUGCCCUUGCCUGGAUUCGUGAUAAUAUAGCCAGCUUUCACGGGAAUCCGGACAAUAUCACAUUGCUGGCACUCGAUUCGGGAUCGAUCAUAGCAACGGAGCUGCUUCUAAAUGCUGACGCGCUCACCCCCUUCGCGCGACGAUUCGUAUUGCUGGGACUCGCAGCGACGACGUGGUUGCCCAGCAACAGCUUCGAAAAGGGCAACGAGAAUUUCAUGAGACUCGUAGAAGCUUCGGGAUGCCGUAGCUCGACCGUGGACGAAGCUCUCGCCUGCCUGAGGAGAGUGCCCGCGCAGAAGAUCACGGAAGCAGCUCAGAAGACGCGGCCUCCCUUGCGGUUCGUGCCUAGUCACGGGGCAGAGCUCUUAAACAAAGGCGGAGUCAAAAGAGAGCGAAUAUAUGAUGCGCUGCAAGUACUCGCUGGUAACACUGCCCGGGAUGCGGAUAGUUUGUUUUCUGGUUACGGCGUUGCGAGUCUGGCAAGUUCCAACUUCUCCAGAACACUAUUGGAACCCAUCAUUGCGAGCGAGCGCUACCUGAACCUUCUCCAACUAACCACAGUGUCAGCUCAGGAUGCAGCCAAGCUGAUUGACCGCCUGAUCUCCAUGUUUGAUCUACCCGUUGACCCUUCAUCGCCGAUUGAUGUGUUCGAGCUUGAGCGUGUGUACAACUUCCAGACGUCCGGUGGAGCGGGCAUCAGAGACAUGGCUUCGGACCUCUUGUACGUCUGCCCAAUGCUGUCUCUUCUUCGACUCUUGCGUGACCGUCGCGCUGACGUGUUCCACUACGUGCUCAACGAUGGUAAUUACGGUGGAAGGACGCGAUCUCCCAAGGACCCCGCCUCAUAUCACCAGGUUUUGCUGUCAGGCAUGCCAUUCAAGUAUCAGGACAAGGCAUACUUGCAGGAUGCCUCAAACAAGCUGAUAUCCGUCGUAGCCGCAUUCGUAAAGGAUGGGGCACCCUCUCUCCUGGACAACAUUCGGUGGCCUCAGUACGGGAACUCCAGCAUUUCUGUCCUCCUGGACUCCCGGCCACACAGCAGUGUGGUGCGGAACUGGCGCUCCAGUCAAUGCCACACCAUCUCCCAAGUGUUUGGUCGCGUGUGAUGUUCCUUUGCAGUAGCGUGUACUAUAGUGGCGUAAUUCAACGUGUAAAUAUAAGUAUAUAUGCAAAUCA
Messenger RNA from Ornithodoros turicata, 2289 nucleotides. Its product is annotated as acetylcholinesterase-1-like. The record is from RefSeq and is a predicted model, not a curated record. The transcript is spliced from 5 exons. NCBI's taxonomy places the organism in Eukaryota, Metazoa, Arthropoda, Arachnida, Ixodida, Argasidae. Bases 426 to 2219 code for a protein of 597 amino acids.